This is a messenger RNA of Volvox carteri f. nagariensis, 5115 nucleotides long. RefSeq lists its product as uncharacterized. Gene Ontology annotation, cellular component: plasma membrane. Lineage: Eukaryota; Viridiplantae; Chlorophyta; Chlorophyceae; Chlamydomonadales; Volvocaceae. The transcript is spliced from 25 exons. Gene Ontology annotation, molecular function: calcium-activated cation channel activity. The record is from RefSeq and is a predicted model, not a curated record. The coding region runs from base 1 to 5115 and encodes 1704 amino acids.
AUGCAGAACGGCAAGAAGUACUUCCGGCUGCAUGAGAGGCCUAGGUGGUCUGGGUGUGUAAGAGAAACAUCUUGGGCUUGGAAGGGGGCUCUUAGCUCCUUCAGCAUUGUGCGUGCGUGGGCCUCGGGGAAGGGGGUAACGCGAUGCUGCGGGUCAGUGCGCGAUGCUGCGGGUCAGUGCGUGAUGCUGCGGGUCAGUGCGCGAUGCUGCGGGUCAGUGCGCGAUGCUGCAGGGCGCUACGUAAGACACUCCCUAUGGAACACAAAUGCUCGGUAUAGCGAUGUCGUACCUAUUCGCGAUGUGUAUGUAAGGAAGGAACAUGCUGAUGCUCCCUCCAAGUACGCACAGGUCCCUCCCUCAGGCAAAACCCAAAAGCAAAAAGCAGCCCAUAGAGUCGUCUUUUGCCAAGGGAGCCACCAGAUACCCAAUCAGGGUACAACAUCCUGCUUUGCUAUGUUCCGUUACUCUGUCCUGCGCUACCUGGUAUCGGACAACCAGGUGGUCGUAUCAGUAUAUAUCAACGUGCUCUGGGGGGCUUUAUGCAUCUUUGGAUUUGUCGUACUCCGAGGCUGGGUCCGAGGCCCAGGCGGCGUCUUCCAGCGUCGGCAGGAGCUUCAGGACUUGUUCAUGCGGCCUCCUCGUCUGGUACUGGGCACCAUUCAUCAGGUUUGGAACUGGUUGAUGCCCCUGUUGGCGGUGUCGGAUGCGGACAUCGUGCGAUGUAGCGGCUUCGACGCACUGGUGCUCACCAGGGUGCUGCUCAUAGGGCUGCAGAUGUUCACUGUCAUGACGGUAUUCGGAAUUGCCGUACUCAUCCCGGUCUACUACACGCGAGGCGGGAUCGCGCACUCAACCGCCAAUUUGGGCACCUUGGCACAGCUGUCCUUGGCCAACGUACCCACCGGCAGCAGGUUAUUUAUACUGCCUUUCUUCAUGACCUACAUUUUCAUUGGGUGCGUCACUCCCCUUGCCGUACCUCCCAUGUUAACUGCCGUACUGCCCAGAUGUUACGCGCAACUCCGAAUGGCAUACUUCACCUGCCUCGACGCUCUGCCGCACGACAAGGAGCUGCAGCCCGAAAUGGCGGGUUCGGUAGUGCCGAAACCUGGCGCUACAGCUGCUGACGCGAGCACCAGGUCAGCUGCUGGAUCUGUCGCUGCUCCUGCGAGUUUCGCUGUCGGCAACAGGACAGGCAGAAGAGACAUGAAAAGUAGAAACAAGGCGACCCUGGAGCUUUCGACAAGGACAGGUGCUGCCGACGGGCAGCACCGGCGGCGGCGGGACGCCGAGUCUUCGGCGGCGGCGGCGGCGGCGGAAGCAGCAGCGACGGCAGCAGCUUGUUAUCAGCCAGCCGAGGGCGCGACGGAGGCAGCGUCGGAGCAGGCGGCACCUGUGUCAGCGGCGGCGGCUGCUGCUGCUGCAGCGGUUGUGGCGCCGUCGGUGGUGGCUGUUAGGAAGGUGUUGGAAAGGGGGGAGGCCGAUGGACCGGGCUGUGGAGCGGGGGAAGUUGAUGUCGCCAGUGGGCCUGGCUUUGAUCUGGACCACGGUGCUGACGGAGGCAGCGGCGACACAGCGGCAGCGGCAGCGGCGGCCGGCGGCGGCGGCGGCGACGCCACCAUCACGAUCAUGAUGCCUAGGAUGUCGCUGCGCAGCACAUGGCUGAACAUUGCGAACUUCUUCAACCCCUCGCUUCGCAUGAUGCUCGACUACUUGGACUGGCAGAAUCCCCUGCAGCGAACAGCCGCGCGCUUCGGCGUCCGUGACCUUGUACUGCCGACGGUGGCCGACGACGAAGCGCCGCUUCCCGUACGGUUGUACGGCAAGAAGGAGCGAAUGAUAACGUACGACGAUCUAGUCCGGGGGCCGCAUCUACGACGGUCUGAGGCGGCCGCCGCACCCGCCGUCGCCACCAUUGACGUGCCGAACGAGAGUGGUGCGCAGGAGUACGACAGUGGCAGCGGCGUUAGCGGCGGCGGUGGCAACGGGAAGGGCGUGAGUCAGAGCGAAGCGACAGUGCUGAAGAAAAUGAGCGAGGAGCUUGAGCUAACCGGCGGCGCCGUCGUACUGCCGUACUGGCGUCCGCGGGAGGCGCUUCGCUUAGCUCGUGAGGAGUUGGGGGGAUUGCGGAAGACGGCGGCUGAGGACGACGGCGGCGGCGGUGGUAGGGACACGGCCACCGCGCCGCAGCUGGGGGCUUGGGGUCCCGGCGCAUGCGCUGCACGUUCACGCAAGAGUACGGCAGCGGCGGCUGCGGCGGUAGAGGACGUAUGUGACGCUGCCGAUAAGAGCGGCAAUUGGGACGGCAACGGCGGCAGCGAGCCAAUAACUACCGCCGCCGCCACGGCAAAUACUUUUGCGCCGUACGUGCGGUACGGCCUCCGCCACCGCAACGUUAUGAAAACGGGGAAUGGCGAGGAGUCCGCUGUGACGGCGGGCGUUGCGCAUCAGUUGUACGGCAUGACCGACCCACUGCAGCCGCUACUGCCUGGCAAGAGAAACGUCCGUUUGUUACAGCUGCUCCAGCUGUUAGAAAGUGGACAUAAUGCUCUCGCCGCCGCUGACGUUGUCGCCACCGAUAUCACCCCCGACACGAUCGCUGCCGCGGCAGCCGGCGGCUCAGGAUCCGCGGCUGCCUGUAUGGACCGAUCAGAGUCAAACAACAGUAUCUGUACCGCAACCAUGGCGCAGCUCGGUGCGGUUGAUGUGGAGGCGCAGGCGGUGGCGGUCGCGGCGGCGGCGGCGGCGCCGCCAUUGCGCGGCGUAGCUAAAAUCGCACACGACGUACGGCGAUACUAUGAAAUGUUUGAAGAUCCGGGCAAUCGCCUGUACGAUCCGUUGAAGGCCGUGCAUGCAACUGAUGCGAGAGGUAAGGCAGCUAAGGCUGGCCGCCGACCCGCGGUGGGGGCUGCCGCCGCCGCCGCGGCCGGUAGCGGUGGCGGUGGCGGCGGAACAGAUAGCAGUGCUGCCAACCUUACCACUUUUGCUGUCUCAACCGCCGCCAGCGGCGCCGCUGCAGCCGUGGCGGCGGCGGCGACUCAGCCGCCGACGUCAACGAGACUGCCUGACAUCGCCGUCGACUCUAGCGCCGCCGCGGCAGCCACGGCGGCGGAGAAGGCGAGGGCUGACGCAGAGACGGAUCCCAACGGUGCGGCGGUGGCUGCCGUACUCCGUGACUUAUUUCCCAAGUCCUUCCAGGGCCUUAUCCCCGUCACGAAUCACGACGCUGUCGACAAGCUGAUCUACAGCUGGGACGCCAAGAUGCUCGUCCUUGCAUCUAUCGUACGAGAUCUCGAACAGCUGAAGGUACGACACCACCGCCGCCAACGGUCACGUGUCCCGGCAACGGACAUAGAGGACGGCAAGGGAGCAUUGGCCGCAUCGGCGGCGGCGGCGGCGGCGGCGGCGGCGGGGGGGGUUAAGGACAGCAGCUCCCGCGUCGUUGGCGACGACGUGUUCGGAGGAUCAGCCGCGGCAGCGGAGGGAAGGUUGCAACUCCGCGCCGCCGAGCUUCGGGAGGAGAUCCGGGACCUAGAGUCACGGAUUGCGUUCGAGCGGGAGCGAGCCUUGCACCGGCCUGCUGGCACGGCCUACUUCGCCAUGUUUAACAACUCGCAGGACGCCCAAAUGUUGGCCCAAUGCCGGCGUGUCGUACCUCCGCAAGGCCCAGGAAGUCUGCUGUCGUUUGAUGCCGUACCAGCGCCCGCACCCGAUGACGUCAGCUGGCCGGGGCUGUGGAGUACGGGACUAACGGAGCAGUUGGUGCGGCGGGCGGCCAUCGUACUGCCCAUGGCCGUAAUCUUCGUACUGCCCAUGGGCCCGUUGCAAGGGGCCCUAGCCUCCCUGGGUGUUUCUCUGUGCGGCGGUCCUGAGACCUUCGAAGGUUUCGACACCAACAACAAGCUGUACGUCGACUGGUUCUGCGAACCCGAGAAUUUCGGCAUAAGGUUGUGGAAGUUGCUGCUCACGGGCGUGUUGCCGUCCGUGGUGGGGCUGCUGUGGACGGCAGUGUGUAUGCCGCAACUGCUUUUCUUGUGUAGUAGCUUGACUCGGAGUGAGGUCUCACUCAGCGGACAGGAGCGGCAAAUGCAGAGGCCUCCCUGCUCUCCUCGCUCCCUCACCUAUCCCUACUCCUGGCUCUCUCACCCCCUCCCUCACUCUCACUCUCCCUGCUCCCUUUCCGGGUGGUUUUUCUGGUACUCUCUCUUCAAUACGUUUCUGGGAGCCGUACUGGGCAGCGGCGUGUUUUCCCAGCUGGGGACCUACCUGGCAGAUCCCAGGAAGGUUCUGGACAAGAUCGGACGAGCCCUUCCCAGCACUGCCAACUUCUUUGUCCAGUUCUGCAUCGCCCGCGCCCUCUUCAGCAACUUCACGCGGCUGGUGUGGCCCCACGCCGGCGCCAUGCUCACCGCCAUCUUCCGAUCCGUCACACCUGCCGUACUGGGUCUAUGCCGGCCCAAAUCCCUUCACGCGGCGGCUCUGGCACACAUGCCGCCCUCAACACGUGCUAUCAGCUACUAUAACGCCAUCCUGCAGCUGACACACGCCUGGCCCAACCAACCCAACCAACCCAACCAACCCAGCCGGCCGACGUGGCGCGAAAUAACAAAAGACAAAGCUCUCGAACCCCCUAGGACUCACCUGGUGUUUAUGUUUGGCUGUGCGUUCGCGGUGGUGGCCCCCGUCAUCCUGCCGUGCUGCUGGCUGUUCUUCAUGACGGGUUUUGUGGCCUACCGGUAUUCCGUACUGUACGUGUACGAACGCAGCUACGAAUCCGGGGGCCGCAUGUGGCCGGUGCUGUGCAACCAGAUGUUUGGAUUUCUGUUGCUGAUGGAAGCCUUCACAGGCACCGUGUUUUUGGUCAACCAGGCCUGGAUACUUGCGGGCGUGACGUGGGUCACCCUCACGCCGCUGCUGCUGAUGUUCUGGCGGUACUGCUCCCGAUACUACUUAGAGCCCAUGCACUUCCCGCCGUUGUCAGUGGUGGCUUCGGAGCCGCGAGGUGUACGACUAAGCCCCCUGGUGUACAUGCCACCUGCAUUGAGGCCUGGCGCGGUGGGCUGGUACCCGGAGCAAGGCAAGGUGUGGGAGAAGUACGGCAUCCCCAAGCACUGGUGA